Molecule: messenger RNA, 1264 nt
Organism: Thlaspi arvense
Lineage: Eukaryota; Viridiplantae; Streptophyta; Magnoliopsida; Brassicales; Brassicaceae
Source: the annotation of a GenBank genome assembly
UGGGCGUAAUAAGAGGUUCUCAAUAUGGGCCUCACGUGCUCCAUUGAUUAAGGCCCGUAUAAAGCCCAGUGAAUACCUUUCUGAGAAGACGGAGGAGACAAGGGAGCAACACUGUUCUUUCAUUCCACUCAUCGCGAAUCUGAGAUUUUGGAAGAUUCGAUCGAUUUGGGGACUUUACUCCGGCAGCAGCACUCUUGCUCUGGUGGCUCGUGCUUCGGCUUUCGGGCUGGGUCUCAUCUACGGGAACAUAAAGCUCAAGGCUUUGAAGAUAAAGAAGAACUCACAGAUUAAGGCGGAAGCCAAGGCUCAUCACUAAACCCAAUUCUUCCCUCCCUUCAAAAUAAGAAGAUGAAGCCAAGUGACUGUUCUCUCCAUAUGUACUUGUUUCAUCGUAAGCUAUAUCUCCCUUGGAUGACAUUUUUUUCGGUUUUUGGGGUUCUUUUUUUCUCGUUGACGAAGAAGAAGAAGAAAACCUUUUAUCUGAAAAAGCAAUCAUAAUACCAUUUUGAUUUAAACCCGAGUUCCCUUUUGGUGCUUUGCUAUUCAAUAACAGAGGCAUAUCUUUUAUUCAAAAAUAUGUUUAUAAACACCAUCUUACAAUGAAACAAUGAGCUGAUAUCCUAAACAACCGAGAUCUUUACACAGUUAACGCAUCUCAGUUUGUUUUUACAUCAAGCUACAUAGUUUGAUGAUUGAAGGGUAGAGUACAAGAAAUGCCAUAAACUCGGGAUUAGAAAGAGGGACUAUCCCACAGAGGAUACCAUGCACGGUUCCUAUAAACAAGAUGAUGCUAGCACAGCUAUAUGUCAAAUCUCGUGCCGGGCAAGAGAGUUGCACGAUGGAAACCGCCGCAUAUGAAACAAGGACGCCGAUACAGAUGGCCAUUCUUCUAUCGUCUCCUUGGAAACGAUGUGACACGAAUUGCAUAUAUAUCAUCACGUCCCAGAGAAUGAGCAUCACCCCCAACUCUCCUACUCCAUAUUUUGGCACUGGAACAUCUUUGCUCAAGCACCUUAUCACCAUACCAAUACCCGAGAUUGCCACAUAGAGGCCACCGAAUGAUGUCGUGAAGGCAAUCAUAUAAUAAACGAAACGAGCGUACUGACAGGUCACGUCUUGGACUCUCUCCUCAUGAUCACUUUUUCUCUGUGAUGUGAGUGCAUUCCUCAAAUCGUCUGCUAACAUUUCUUUUUCCUUCGGUUUUUUCUCACUUCAUAUCUUUUAUAUAUAGUAAGAUGAAAGGUGAUGAUGAGAUAUUUGAUCA